AUGACUCAUCCUGUCUCUUCCACCACCUCCUCCUCGUCAUCGUCUUUCUCGUCGCAGCAGUCACCGGCCCAUUCUUCGCAGCUUGUACCAUCGACUUUCCCCACACCAGGCGCGGUUGCUCCGGCCACUUUCACACCAGCUUCGGCACACGCGGCAUCACCGUCGCAUGCUUCCACCUCGGCAGUGGAUGCGUUGAAUGCGCCUCAGCCGUCCUCUUCCAAAAUCACAACAACAACAACAGCAGCAGCAGCAGCAGCAGCACAGCCACCACCACCGCCAGAAGUGACGGCAAUCACAACGGAAACGGCAGCAGCAGUUGCAGCUGUGCCAUCAGCUUCCGUCAAUGCAGCUACAGCCCAAGAAGCAACCUCAACGUCGAACGGCACCGCCAAAGUACUGCCUUACCUGUUCGACGAUGCCCACAUCGACGACGUGCUCGUGCUGGUUGUCGACAUGCUCGUCAAACUCACCGAGCAUAACGAUUCGCUCCCACUCCAUCCUUCCGCCCUCACGCGCUUCCAUUCACGCGCAACACCCAACAUCACACUGUCGGCCUACCUGCGUCGAAUCGCCAAAUACACCUCGAUCGAGAAAUGCUGCGUGCUCAUCCUGCUCGUCUACAUCGAUCGCGUCUGCGAACGCCUUCAAGGCUUCACCAUCUGCGGGCUGACCGUGCACCGUUUCAUCUGCGCUGCCAUCCUGUGCGCGUCCAAAGCGCUGUGUGAUGCAUUUAAUACCAACGAGCAUUACGCCAAGGUCGGGGGCAUCAGUUUGCAGGAGAUCAAUCUGUUGGAGAAGGAGUUCUUGCAGAUCAUCGAUUGGCGGCUGAUCUGCAGUGGAGCCGUGUUGCAGCAUUACUAUGCGAGCUUGGUGCGCAGUCACAAGGAUUACCUGCUGGCCGAGCCCAAGGCGGAGCAGCACGAAGUUGCGGUUGGGAUGGAGGUAGAUGCGGUCGAAGGUGGCGUGGACUCGAAUGAGAAUGGCAAUGGGAGGUCGAGCGAAAGCAGUGGUAGUGGCAAUGGCAGCAGUGCAAGCGCACCAAGCAGUGGUCGACUCGCAGCAGCGCCAGCAGCGCCAGCAGCACCCAGUACCAACGCUACACCAGCCAUGGCCAGCAGUCAACACAGCUCGCCCUUCCCCAUCAGCAGCAGCAGCAGCGCCAGCCCGUACACACCAUCUUCUGCCAAUCGCAGCAGUGGACUUGUAGCCACAGCUACCACCGCCAGCUCCACCUCGGGCAACAGCGGCAGCAUUCGUGGCGCGCCUCCCUCCACCACCACGAGUCCGGUAUCCGCGAUGCAGGUGGAUCCGGAACCUGCGCUCUCAGCAGCAUCGUCGACGACGAGUAGGAGAAGGAAAGAUCAGCAUCGUACGCCGCCUUAUCCGCGCGAUCUCGCCGCUGUGGGCCUGGUCGAUCUACCGCGCGAGAAUGGGUUCGGUGUACAACAGCAGCAGCAGCAGCAGCAGCAGCAGCAGCAGCAGCAGCAGCAGCAUCAGCAUCCGCAUCAGCAGCAUCAGCAGAGUAGCGUCAAUGGCGGUGCGGACGCAUACAAGAGGAUCCGAUUCGAUCAGCCUUCUAGGCCGUAG
This is a messenger RNA of Sporisorium graminicola, 1587 nucleotides long. RefSeq lists its product as uncharacterized. Gene Ontology annotation, biological process: regulation of cyclin-dependent protein serine/threonine kinase activity. The transcript has a single exon. Gene Ontology annotation, molecular function: protein kinase binding; cyclin-dependent protein serine/threonine kinase regulator activity. Bases 1 to 1587 code for a protein of 528 amino acids. The record is from RefSeq and is a predicted model, not a curated record. Gene Ontology annotation, cellular component: nucleus; cyclin-dependent protein kinase holoenzyme complex. Lineage: Eukaryota; Fungi; Basidiomycota; Ustilaginomycetes; Ustilaginales; Ustilaginaceae.